AUGUCGAAUGAAAAGGAGCCAGACGUCUCGAACAACGUCGAAAUGGUCGAUGCUGCAUCUUUGCCAGCAGCCAAACGCAAGAGGUCCGAGAAGCCGUCAUCAAAUGUCACACAAUUCACUAUUCGCAACCCGCCUUGGGCAUACCUUCAGCUUUCUCUCAUCACAAACUCGCCAAACUACCAACUGGACGCCUUGACCGCUCAUCUCCACCUUCGGGCUGCUCUCUCACAAUUCUUAGGCUUGCACGGCACCGCUAUACCCAUUGACAUUCUCAAGCUGCACAACAACGACGUACAUAUUCGCGUACCUAGAGAAGACGCAAGUGCUCUUGUUGUAGCUGUCGGAGGCUGGGUUGGCAAAUCUGGCGAAGGCUGGAGAGUUAAAAACUCUUCAUCGUGGGGAGUAGGUCUUCACUCGAACGCUGGCGCUGAUCUGUUCAAAUGA
Messenger RNA from Aureobasidium melanogenum CBS 110374, 444 nucleotides. RefSeq lists its product as uncharacterized. Gene Ontology annotation, biological process: tRNA processing; nuclear-transcribed mRNA catabolic process, RNase MRP-dependent; intronic box C/D snoRNA processing. Gene Ontology annotation, cellular component: nucleolar ribonuclease P complex; ribonuclease MRP complex. Lineage: Eukaryota; Fungi; Ascomycota; Dothideomycetes; Dothideales; Saccotheciaceae. Bases 1 to 444 code for a protein of 147 amino acids. Gene Ontology annotation, molecular function: ribonuclease MRP activity. The transcript has a single exon. The record is from RefSeq and is a predicted model, not a curated record.